Amblyraja radiata (thorny skate) is the source of this 2202-nucleotide messenger RNA. RefSeq names its product membrane-associated progesterone receptor component 2. Bases 42 to 632 code for a protein of 196 amino acids. Gene Ontology annotation, cellular component: membrane; endoplasmic reticulum; endomembrane system. The record is from RefSeq and is a predicted model, not a curated record. The transcript is spliced from 3 exons. Lineage: Eukaryota; Metazoa; Chordata; Chondrichthyes; Rajiformes; Rajidae.
AUGCGCUGCUAGCCAGCGGGGUUGUUUGGUUAACGUGCAGCAUGGCGGACGAUGUGGAAGGCAAGGGUGCUGGCGAAGGCGCUGCUCCCGCUUUGGAUGAGGAGGAGGCGGCCGGGAUGGCCGGGUUCGGCGUCGGCGGCUUAGUGUUUAAUGUGUGCCUGUUGCUGCUGGCUCUGCUCGGGGUGUACAGGCUGUACUGGAGGAGGCGGUGCGGCGGCGAGACGGAAUGCAAAGAGCCCGCGCUGCCCAAGAUGAAGAAACGCGAUUUCAGUCUGGAACAGCUGCGGGAAUACGACGGGCUUCACAACCCGCGCCUCCUGCUCGCCGUCAACGGCAAAGUUUUCGAUGUGACCAAAGGGAAGAAAUUCUAUGGACCCGAUGGCCCGUAUGGUAUAUUUGCUGGCCGAGAUGCCUCAAGAGGACUGGCUACAUUCUGCCUUGACAAGGAAGCGCUGAGGGAUGAAUUUGAUGAUCUUUCUGAUUUAAGUGCUGUGCAGAUGGAAAGUGUUAGAGAAUGGGAGAUGCAAUUCAUGGAAAAGUAUGACUAUAUAGGCCGACUGUUGAAACCAUGGGACGAACCAUCAGAAUAUACAGAUGAGGAAGACGUUAAAGAGCAUUCGAAACAGGACUAAAACUGUUCGGCAACCAAAGCGAGAGCGUUCAGUGCUGCAACCCAUUUUAUUCAGAUUUCUGGAGCUUUUGUUUUCUUCAUGAGCUACAAAUGAUAGAAUGUGAAAUGUAUUUUGCAUUCAAAGUAAAUACUCUUAUGUGGAGACUUAAAUUAAAAUAUCCAGUAAAUGCUGCCAAAAUAGUUUUGUGGUUGAUGUAACAAGUCAGGUGAGGUUACAUCCAUGAUGGCAGAGAUAAAAAGCGCAGUGGUAUUGAUUUACCCGGGGUUUUAUGUUUGCCAGUGGGUGAGGGGAUGAAAAGAUGAAUGUGCUGAAGCCAUCCGACAUUACUAAUGUUUCAAGAUUAUUUCAACUAGGCAUUGUACAGCAUUGCAAGCAAUUGCCUGUGAUCUUGCUUUAUACAAUAACAGUAAGUAGUUAGCGCUUCCGGAAGCUGGAAUUUAGAAUUGAUUUUUUGAAUACUCUGCACAAGAUUAUUUAAAGAUGUUUUCCCUUAAAACUGCACUAAAUCAGUAUACAGUAAUUAAAGGAAAGAGGGCUUACUGGUAACUGAUUGUGCUGGCUCAGUUUGAAAAUGCUAUGUUUAUUCCCCCACUGAAUGUUACAAAACUGUAUUUCUCUGCAGUCUGGUUUCCCCUCCAUUUAUUGAAAUGUAGGUAAUAUUCAUUGUGCCUUAUUUUGAUUACUUUUCUACUUCAACUUGAAAUAUUGUAAAUCAGUUUCCCUAAACCUGAGCCAAUGGUGUAAUAGUGUUCAAAGGAAAAAAACAGUCAUUGCAUGGAGACCUUUUUAUCUUUGCCUGUAGUGUAUGAUAUUGCCAUUGUUCGAGUGGGGAGAAAAAUGCACUCACUCUGAUGUAUUUGCAGUUAGCAUAUCCCAUGAUACUGCCAUAUUUAUGUAGUGAUGUAUAGUUUAGUGUUAUAUCAGAAACCCAUAUUUCAUUUCCUUCCCUAUUGUUGGAGUAACAUUUUCUAUCUGAGGAAGAGGGAAUGGUCUUUAGUUUGUGUGGAAUAAAAUAAAAUUGGGAUGGUAAGACAUUUCAAAUUUGUAAAUAUGUGUAUCUGUUUUAAUAAAAAGCAUGUACUACAAGCAGACAGAUCUGACUUUGUGCAGAGUAUCAAAUCUUGAACCAGAGCUAUAGGUUAUGAUGGAUCAGAUGGAAAUUGCACAAUAAACAAUUGUUUGAUAAUAUUUGUCUGAAUUGUGGUUCAUUUUGAAAUUGCUUAUAAUCACUUCAUGCCUUGGGUAUGCAAAGAAAAAAUAAAUUAAUUUGGCUUAACUAUUUGAAUUUUUAAAUGUUUGUAGCCUUAUGACUUGCGUACUUGUAAAUUUGAGUAAAGCUUUAUCUGAUUCAAAUUGUAUCUGUUUAUUAGAUGGAUAGAAAUCAUUGUAAUACAAAAAUGUAAAUGCACGGUACAAUGGAAAAUUGACUAACUUGAUGCUUUCAUUACUGCACUCUGUAGGAAUGCAAAUUUGUUUGCAAUAUUGUCAUCAGAUAUACCCAUAUUUUUAUGAACGGGCUUCUAAGAUGUUUGAAGUACAUAUAUUAAAAUAUAUAAAAAUCUGAAAUACA